Messenger RNA from Cercospora beticola, 1188 nucleotides. Its product is annotated as zinc finger HIT domain-containing protein. Gene Ontology annotation, biological process: chromatin remodeling. The record is from RefSeq and is a predicted model, not a curated record. NCBI's taxonomy places the organism in Eukaryota, Fungi, Ascomycota, Dothideomycetes, Mycosphaerellales, Mycosphaerellaceae. Gene Ontology annotation, cellular component: Swr1 complex. Gene Ontology annotation, molecular function: nucleosome binding.
AGCGUUUCGAACUUCUUCGCGGAUUCUUCGGACUGACGUUGUUAUGUUGAAUUGAGGCUUUUUCUUUUACGGCAGGGUGCUUGGAGUUCGGCAUUUUGAUGGGACGAGAUCGACUCGAGGAUGGCGACUCCUGGACUUCGGUUUCGAACGCCGUACAUUGAGGAGCUGCCUAUCGGACAGCAAAAACAAGCGCCGGGAUUCGCGUGGGUAGCUGUUGCAGGUCCAGUUGCAGACCCGUCGAAGAAUUGGGGGACGACGAAUAAGAAGAGAGCAAGAGGAGCAGGCGCUGGAGGUCAGACUGAGGCACAGAAGGAGGCGUUGAGCGCGAAGCAGCAGAGACAGGUGGAGAGAAAGAUUCGGGAGCUCAAUAGCGAUGGCACGAGGGAUGUGCAGAUACCUGCGCCCAAGGGAGAGGUAGCAAAGGGAGGAGGUUACAGAGUGGGCAAGACGCCAGCUACUAAGAAGAUUCUAGCUAGCGGCAAGACGUUCCAGCACUACUUGGACGAUGAAGAGGCAGAAAUCGCGCUGAAAGGCAGAAGAGACUUGGACAACCUGCCAGGGCCAAAGCCAGACUCGCAGCGGGCCAGUAAGACGCCGAUUGCCAGACGGAAGCCUUCGAAUCUGCAGAGAGAGGAGAGCAGCACGGGUGGCAGUCCUGCACCGAAUGCAAACGCUCCACCCGUCCCGACUACACUCGCACCACCCAUGCCUAGCGACCUGAUGGACCUCGAUGAAGAAGACGACGAUGCCCUCGAUCCUAUGCCGACGCAAGCCGAGAUGGAAGCGCUGCUGAACGCUCCUCCUCUCACCUACAACCAAGCACGAUCAGCUCCACCGCCCGCAAGCGCACCUCCUCCACGCCAGUUCUGCGAGACGUGUGGGUACUGGGGAAGAGUCAAGUGUAUGAAAUGUGGUAACAUGACAUGCAGUGUGAUCUGCAAGGAUACACACGACGAGCACAAGUGCCUCAAGUUCUAUGCAUAGGAUGCUGGAGAUGAGAGGCGCGGUGCUCGUCGUGUGAGGUUCGCAUGAAAUAAGGGAGCUAUUGGAGUUGCAAUUGCAUUUCGAGAUACCCAUAUUACAGAGCAGAACCACAGCCAACAGCCGCUCAUUGACUGUUUCCAUUUACUGAACGAAGAACGAUUCAACACCUCAUACAGUCAUCCCGGUGCAAUUGCUAGACAGCAC